Messenger RNA from Dimorphilus gyrociliatus, 649 nucleotides. NCBI's taxonomy places the organism in Eukaryota, Metazoa, Annelida, Polychaeta, Dinophilidae. The record is from the annotation of a GenBank genome assembly.
AUAGUCAUUCUCGAGAAUGGAAGCGUCUAAGGCUUACGAUUUAUUUCUCGUUCAUGUAGCUGAAAUUGUUUCAAAUAAAGGUCAAAGUUUGAUGUUACAGUUAGGUUGGGAAAUAGCUGAAGUUCAAUGUGUACAGGUUCGAACGCCAUAUGAAAACGACCUUCAAAGGUUAAUGAAUGAUCUGUGGGAAAUUGAAGAUAAUAAUUUUAGAACGUGUGUUAAGCAAGCAUUAACGGAGUCUGGUAAUAAAGGCUAUCUACAUUUGUUAGGUGAAGCACAAUCUGAAACACAACUCAUUAGGAAGCUUUCUGAAAAAAUUCAAGAUGAUAGAUUUUAUUAUCGUCUAUUAGGACUCAAAGCGAUGGAUAGCUUAGGUCAGAGAAGGCAUGAAGAAACCCCAGAUUUUUUUCAAGUUAAUUUGAAAUGUUUGCAAAAAUGGUCAAAUAAUCAAGAAUAUUUGCCAUCUACUAGUGAAAAGGACAAAAUUCAAAGCAGAGUUAAUACUAUUCUCCAAGCUUUAGUAGACAUUGGAAAUGCUCGUGCUUCUAAAAAAUUGAGAAUAAAAUGGAACGAGUUGUUGAAUAGAAGUCUACCGUUCUCGCAGGAAGAAACAUAUGGGUCAGACACUAUGAUGGAUAUACCUACCUAA